ACUGGUGCCUCCACUUCUGCCAGCUGCCUGGUGGUAAGAACUUGGUCACUCCCAGCACUGCAGGGCCCUGUCCCACACUGGCUGCUGCCUCUGAUUGAGUGCCUGGAGGGAUGUGUGUGCCAGCCCUCGGUCCAGUGCCCGCUCCUGAGGUGACGCCUGCUGGUUCCCGACUGGUUCCUGUUUUUCCUCUGCACGUAACCCUCUGGUUGGAUAGCCGCUGCCCGGGAGAGGCGACCCGGGCACCCCGCUAGGGUGCCGGCCCUGCCCCAAGGGCCGAGAUCAUGAAAGGCCUCGGUGACAGCCGCCCCCGCCACCUCUCCGACAGCCUGGACCCACCACACGAGCCCCUGUUUGCGGGGCCUGACCGCAACCCCUACCUGCUGUCGCCCACGGAGGCCUUUGCCCGGGAGGCUCGCUUCCCUGGGCAGAAUGCUUUGCCAGGGGAUAGUCUCUUCCCACUCAACAACCAGCUGCCACCACCAAGCAGUACCUUCCCCCGCAUCCACUAUAAUUCCCACUUCGAGGUGCCAGAAGAGAGCCCCUUCCCCAGCCAUGCCCAGGCCACCAAGAUCAACCGGCUGCCCGCCAACCUCCUGGACCAGUUUGAGAAGCAGCUGCCCAUCCACCGAGAUGGCUUCAGCACUCUCCAGUUCCCCCGCGGCGAGGCCAAGGCCCGGGGCGAGAGUCCCGGUCGCAUCCGCCACCUGGUCCACUCGGUCCAGAGGCUCUUCUUCACCAAGGCACCCUCAAUGGAGGGCACAGCAGGCAAGAUCGGUGCCAAUGGCAGCAAGAAAGGUGGCUUGGAGGAUGGCAAGGGCCGGAGGGCCAAGAGCAAGGAGCGGGCCAAGGCCGGGGAGCCCAAACGGCGCAGCCGCUCCAACAUCUCGGGCUGGUGGAGCUCCGAUGACAACUUGGACGGUGAGGGUGGUGCCUUCCGCAGCAGCGGGCCAGCCUCCGGGCUGAUGACACUAGGCCGCCAGGCAGAACGCAGCCAGCCUCGUUACUUUAUGCACGCCUACAACACCAUCAGCGGGCACAUGCUCAAAGCCGCCAAGAACAAUACCACUGAGCUGACUGCCCCGCCACCCCCGUCCGCACCCCCGGCCUCCUGCCCCAGCCUUGGGGUGGGCACUGACACCAACUAUGUCAAGCGGGGCUCCUGGUCCACUCUGACCCUCAGCCACGCCCACGAGGUGUGCCAGAAGACCUCAGCCACCUUGGACAAGAGCCUGCUCAAGUCCAAAUCCUGCCACCAGGGUCUAGCCUACCACUACCUGCAGGUGCCCGGCGGCGGUGGCGGCGAGUGGAGCACCGCACUGCUGUCCCCGCACGAUGCGGACACCACAGCGGAGGGCCACAUCCCCUGCCGACGCAUGCGCAGCGGCAGCUACAUCAAGGCCAUGGGCGACGAGGACAGCGACGACUCUGGCGGCAGCCCCAAACCCUCACCCAAGACUGCGGCGCGGCGCCAGAGCUACCUGAGGGCCACGCAGCAGUCACUGGGAGAGCAGAGCAACCCGCGCAGGAGUCUGGACCGCCUGGAUUCCGUGGACAUGCUGCUGCCCUCCAAGUGUCCGAGCUGGGAGGAAGACUACAACCCCAUCAGCGACAGCCUCAACGACUCCAGCUGCAUCAGCCAGAUUUUCGGACAGGCCUCCCUGAUCCCCCAGUUGUUUGGCCAUGAGCAGCAGGUACGGGAGGCGGAUCUGAGCGACCAGUAUGAGGCGGCCUGCGAGUCGGCCUGCAGCGAAGCAGAGUCGACAGCGGCGGAGGCGCUUGACUUGCCGCUGCCGAGCUACUUCCGCUCCCGUAGCCACAGCUACCUGCGCGCCAUCCAGGCGGGCUGCUCGCAGGAGGAGGACAGUGUCUCCCUGCAGUCCCUCUCCCCACCACCCAGCACCAGUAGCCUCAGCAACAGUCGCACGCUUCCGAGUUCAUCAUGCCUAGUAGCGUAUAAGAAGACCCCACCACCGGUCCCUCCACGUACCACAUCAAAGCCCUUCAUCUCAGUCACGGUCCAGAGCAGUACUGAGUCUGCCCAGGAUACCUACCUGGACAGCCAGGACCACAAGAGUGAGGUGACAAGCCAGUCGGGCCUGAGCAACUCGUCGGACAGCCUGGACAGCAGUACUCGACCGCCCAGUGUGACACGGGGUGGAGUCACCUCAGCUUCUGAGGCCCCAGAACCACCCCCAAAAUAUGCAGCUCUGAAGAGUGAACAAGGGACACUGACCAGCUCCGAAUCCCAUCCUGAGGCCAUCCCCAAAAGGAAACUGUCAUCUAUAGGAAUACAAGAGAGGACUAGAAGGAACGGUUCCCACCUCUCGGAGGACAACGGACCCAAAGCGAUCGAUGUGAUGGCACCCUCCUCAGAAAGCAGCGUCCCCUCUCACAGCAUGUCCUCCCGACGGGACACCGACUCAGAUACCCAGGAUGCCAAUGACUCGAGCUGUAAGUCAUCUGAAAGAAGCCUCCCAGACUGUACCCCACACCCCAACUCAAACUCCAUCAGCAUUGAUGCCGGCCCUCGGCAGGCCCCCAAGAUUGCCCAGAUCAAGCGCAACCUCUCCUAUGGAGACAACAGCGACCCUGCCCUAGAGGCAUCGUCACUGCCCCCACCGGACCCCUGGCUUGAGACUUCCUCCAGCUCCCCCGCAGAGCCAACACAGUCAGGGACCUGCCGCCGAGAUGGCUACUGGUUCUUGAAGCUACUGCAGGCAGAAACAGAGCGGCUGGAAGGCUGGUGCUGUCAGAUGGACAAGGAGACCAAAGAGAACAACCUCUCUGAAGAAGUCUUAGGAAAAGUCCUCAGUGCUGUGGGCAGUGCCCAGCUACUGAUGUCCCAGAAAUUCCAGCAGUUCCGGGGCCUCUGUGAGCAAAACUUGAACCCUGACGCCAACCCACGUCCAACAGCCCAGGACCUGGCAGGGUUCUGGGACCUGCUACAGCUCUCCAUCGAGGACAUCAGCAUGAAGUUUGAUGAACUCUACCAUCUCAAGGCCAAUAGCUGGCAGCUGGUGGAGACGCCCGAGAAGAGGAAGGUGAGCAUGGAGCAGUGCGGAGGGGAAGUCCAGGGACAAAUUCCUGGUCGGCAAUAACGCUGCCCACAUCGGAAGAAAAGAAACCACCCCCUCCGGUCCCAAAGAAGCCAGCCAAAUCCAAGCCGGCAGUGAGCCGCGACAAGGCCUCCGACACCGGGGACAAGCAGCGUCAGGAGGCGCGCAAGAGACUCCUGGCCGCCAAGCGGGCAGCUUCCGUGAGGCAGAACUCGGCCACAGAGAGUGCGGACAGCAUCGAGAUCUACGUCCCUGAGGCCCAGACCCGGCUCUGAGACCAGGAAGCAGGAAGCCAACAAUUUUCAGUCAUUUAAAAAAAAAAAACCACACAAACUAAAUACGAAUGGAACAAAAAUUUUCUCAACCUUUAGUAUGGUUAUUCUAUCUAGAGACCCUGAGCCAACUUUCAAAUUGAUGCAUACAAGGGCUCACAAUUUGGCUUUUUUGGGUCCCUCCCAGCUUUAGGUUAUGAAGACUUCACACACAAAAAAAGUCAACAAAAACACAAAACUAUAAAACUUUCUUUCCUCUUGCUGGCCGUGGUGGACUAGAUGGAGGGACUUCAGCAACGCCCGGCCCAGCCUGCAGGUUGCAGUCUUUUUACUUGUUCUGUCUAAUGAGAACUUAAACGAGCUUGUUUACAAGACGACAGUCCAAGGGCAGCCUUGGGCACCUGCCAUGUCCUUCCUUUCCCAGCUACCCUCACGCUGACCUCGGAGUUUUCAUUCUUACGUUUCUUUCCCUUCAGAGCUCACACAGGGGUCACCAUCCCGGCUGGUGGCUUUCUGGGUCUCAGCCCUCUUUGCAGGGGAGAGCCCAGAGGACAGAGAGAUGGACACAUGUUCCCUCCCCACCAAGUGCUCACACACAGUCACACAUGUGCACACACACAGAUGUAGGUUCCUCUCAACAGAAGCAACCCCCACCCUGUGAUCUGCCAGCCCUCAAGCAGGCGAUGCAUUUCCCUGAAAAGAUGAGGAGGGUUUAAGUCUUUGGGAGGGAAAUGAGAUAAAAGCUACAGUAUCACAUUCCAGACUCCUGCCUUUUUCUUCUCUCCAGCCCUUCUUCCAGCAAAAUGUAUGGCUCAGUGACUCACAGAGGACACUUGAGAGAGGGACCCCAUUUGUCUGUCCCUGGCUAAGCCUGUGUACAGUACCCGGGGGGGCAGGCGGCUGUGUCUGUAGUAUGUGUACAUAUGCACAUAGACCUCUUAGAGUGUAUAUUUAACAAACACCCAUCUGCUCACCCAUGCCCACCAGCGCCACUGCUGGCUCUUGGGGCACCUGGCAGGAGGCAGGUGUGUGAAUAGCAUAUAUUUUUACAUGUACUAUAUCUAGGUGUGUGUACAAGUGUGUGUAAAAAUAUAUACUUUGUGUGUAAGCAGCCUUUUUUUUCCGUCUCCCACCUGCCCAGCCUCUAAGUUUUCUGUUCUGUUCUGUUUUUUGUUGUUUUUUUGUUUUUUACCCCAUCCACCCUUCUUUCUCCCCUGCUUCCUAGCCCCACUCCCAGGGUGUCAUGAGCCCUGAGCUGCAAUGGCCCGGGUCUGUGGGGAGGGGUGGGGAGGGCAGGAGGAGGGGAGGGCGAGGCCCAGCCUGCAGCAAGCUCAGUGCACGAGGGCUGCUCUCUGCCGGGUGUAGGCUAUAGCACUGGAGACGUCCUCGUGUCCAGCACUUGCUGCAGGGGCCCUGGGUAAACUGAGGGCCUGUUCUGGGGCCCCAUCCCAGUUUGGCCACCGUCUGUGACCUUGGGCAAGUCACUUGACCUCUGUGUGCCUCAACUUCCUCCUCUGUAAAAUGGGGACAGUCCCUGCCCCUCCCUACCUCACAGGCAUGUUGUGAGAAUAAAUGAGGUAACGUGUA
Messenger RNA from Myotis davidii, 4915 nucleotides. It is a transcript of the gene DLGAP4, whose product is annotated as discs large homolog associated protein 4. The record is from RefSeq and is a predicted model, not a curated record. Gene Ontology annotation, molecular function: molecular adaptor activity. The transcript is spliced from 12 exons. Bases 282 to 3098 code for a protein of 938 amino acids. Lineage: Eukaryota; Metazoa; Chordata; Mammalia; Chiroptera; Vespertilionidae. Gene Ontology annotation, cellular component: glutamatergic synapse; postsynaptic specialization. Gene Ontology annotation, biological process: signaling.